AUGCAAACCCCAUCCUGCCUCGUCCAGCUCCUCCUAACCCUCACCAUCCUUACCACAAUCGUUUUCGCCACUCCAGUCACCCGAACAGCAGCAUACGCAGACAUCGAGAAACGAUGGGCCGAGGGCAUGAGAGAUGAGCGCGAACUCCACUCCGGCCUCUCGCAUCGAGACAUGACGCCCGCUUGGUCCAUGCACGCCCGCGACGCCGAAGAUGACGAAGACUUCGCGAGUGCGACGUGGACACGAGCCAAGAGGACAACGAGCCUGAUGGACAGGAUGCAGGCGUUUGCGGAGAGGGUUAUGAGGGAGAAGGGAGUGACGUUGGGGGCGAGGAAGAGGGAGGCGGUGCAGGUGACGGAUAGUCAAAGGCCGUGGAAGCCGCAGUAUUAUUUUAGUUAUUGA
Messenger RNA from Fulvia fulva, 402 nucleotides. RefSeq lists its product as uncharacterized. The transcript has 2 exons. Bases 1 to 402 code for a protein of 133 amino acids. The record is from RefSeq and is a predicted model, not a curated record. Lineage: Eukaryota; Fungi; Ascomycota; Dothideomycetes; Mycosphaerellales; Mycosphaerellaceae.